Molecule: messenger RNA, 1726 nt
Organism: Ostreococcus lucimarinus CCE9901
Lineage: Eukaryota; Viridiplantae; Chlorophyta; Mamiellophyceae; Mamiellales; Bathycoccaceae
Exons: 1
Coding region: 1-1659 (552 amino acids)
Biological process (GO): protein processing
Cellular component (GO): membrane
Source: RefSeq, a predicted model, not a curated record
AUGGGGAUGGAUCUCAGAGGAGUGCCGAUGAUGUUGUUAGAUCGCGAGAGCACGUUGUUGGCGAGGAAGCGAUCGCUGGAUAACGUGAUCGCGGCCGAUGCUGGGAGGGAGAAGGAUAUGUGGCAGGUGCGAACGGAUGAACGCAUGAAUGGAUUGGGAAAGCAACCGACGCUUGCUCCUCCGACGUCGUUGACGUGCCUGAAGUCGGGAUCGUGUUUGCCGAUCGGUGGGUACAGCGUGGUCGCCACCGCGCCGCCGAUGUGGGGGCGCACCGACGGGCCGCACGCGGGCAAGAGCGUGAUUUUAGUCAUCGCGCGAUUGGACGCGAACGGGUUGUUUAGAGACGCGACGCCCGCGGUGAACGCGCGGAUGACUGGCCUCGUCGCGUUAAUGGCGGCCGCCAAGUCGACGCAAAAGAUGUUCAAGGAGAUGGACGCGGAAGACGUCGCCCAUCCCGUGGCGUUUCUGGCGCUCAGUGGUGAAGAUUUCGGUAAGCUCGGCUCUGAGCGAAUCGCGCGCGAGAUGCUCGCCUCCACCGAAACGUCGCAGCUUCCCGGUUUGGCUGGGAAGAAAAUUCGCGCCAUCAUAGAACUUGGUCCGCUCGGUUUCUCUGAAUCCUUCGUGGGCGAACGCGUGCCGACGAUUUACGUCCACGGCGCGCACGAGGGGAAAAUGUUGGAGCGGAUUGAGAAAAUCGCGAACACGUUUGAGUUUGAAGAGACGGCGGCGUUGGGUGUACCCCGGAUUCUUGAGACCGCGGCGCCGACAUUCGAAGCGCUCCUCGCGAAUGAGUACGAAACGGCGUAUUUAUCCGAGGAUCCCGACGCUCCAAUCGACGAGCUCAGUGGAACGACGUUGGACGCCGGUAGUUUUCGCGCCAUCGACGCCGAGCGCAUGGAAACUGUCGUGCACGUCAUCGCGCGUCUCGUGCGCGCCCUCGCGACGAACGACAAAGUCGACGCCCCGCGCUUGGAUGUCGAGGGAGGUAAGCUCGCGGUGAAAGAGCUCGCAAAGUGUCUCACGAAUGAAAACUACGGUUUGGAGAGAUGCGAACUCGGCAAGAAGUUUUUGUACGGCGAAGAAGCGAGCGCGCCCGGACUCGGGGAAUCUUUCGUCGACCCAGUCGCCUUGCCGUCUCGUUACCCCGAUGCACUGCAAGGACUCUCUCGCGAUAUGCAGUCGCACGAAGACAAGAACGCCCUGGCAAGAUUCGUGUGGAAUUAUCUCGCCGACGCCACGUCGAACACGGUUUCGCCCAAGAUGUGCGAAGGAGACGGUUCUUGCGCCGAAAACACCGUAUGCGUCGGCCGCACGCCGAUGAGCGUCGGUGAGUGUCAUGCUGCGACGUCGAAGUAUAUGUUAGCGCUUUCGACGCGAUUAGCUUUUGAUCGUUCGACGGGUCUUUGGAUCGUGAACGAGCCCAAAGACCCGUUCGAGCGCGCGGCGCCGCUGUGGACGGAGAGCGACUGGUCGCCGGCGAUCGGUGCCACGCUCGUCGCCCCGGUGAAGUACAACUUCUUCACGAGCGUGGAUGCUUUUCUUCUGUACGGUGUCAUCUGCCUGAUGCUCGUCGUGGCUGCGCAGUUUUGCUUCGAUCGCGACAAGAAACGCGGCGGCGCUCGCGAGCGCGAAGCGCUUUUGCGAGGCGCUCAACCGUGACGCGCGGCGCGAACAGAAAACGCGUGUAAUAUUAGUAGUUGACAAUUAAAACGACCACUGAAACGAA